This is a messenger RNA of Anopheles aquasalis, 876 nucleotides long. RefSeq names its product parkin coregulated gene protein homolog. Gene Ontology annotation, molecular function: Hsp90 protein binding; Hsp70 protein binding. The record is from RefSeq and is a predicted model, not a curated record. Lineage: Eukaryota; Metazoa; Arthropoda; Insecta; Diptera; Culicidae.
GGGGCAUGGCCUGGAUGGAUUGCUGUUGCCACGGCGAAGCCAGGAGGAGGACUACGUGUUGCGGUGGAAUGCUUCGACACGUGCCGGCGUUCACGGUGCAGGCGGUGCACCGGCCCCGGCGCAUUCCGAUAUUUUGCAUUCGCGGACCGGAAGGUUCGCGCUUCCGCCGUUUUCUGCUGCGCGGUGACAUCCCGAUCGGGCGCGAAUGGGGCGAACGGAGCCGGAAGCAUCACGUCCGAUGGCACAUCCCACCGGAGCAGCUGGAUUAUCAGCGAUUUCUGCCACUAUUUUUCGACGGGUUAUGUGAGGACACCUUUCCGUACCGGGAGCUGGCGCGACAUGGCGUAGCGGAUCUGCUGCAGACAGGAACCGAACGGCAGAUCCUACGAACCGUACCGAUGCUGAUACUGCCGAUGCGGGAGGCUUUGAACAGGAGGAAUCCGGACAUUAUAAUUGCGACAUUAAGAGCAUUACAGCAGCUGCUGCGAGUCGGACCAUCGAUUGGACCGGCACUCGUACCGUACUAUCGACAGUUGUUGCCGAUUUUGAAUCUUUACAUUCGGUGUUACGUGAACAUUGGCGAUGCAAUUGACUUUCGUGGUGGUCGUCGGUUGGGCGAGGUGAUCAAUGCCACGUUGGAGUUGCUAGAACAGUGUGGUGGAGCUGAUGCCUAUCUCAAUAUUAAGUACAUGGUACCGACCUACGAGAGUUGUGUGUACAACUGUUGAGAAGCAGCGUAGUGAAGCCGUGCCGAAAAGAUGAAAAAUAUGGCAGUCCUCUUUGAAAUUGAAACGGAAAUGCAGCACCACCUGUAUUCGGAACACAAAAACACUCACUUUGCAUGACCAAUGGGCUGACGGAGAAUGCGCUUCCGAU